Messenger RNA from Penicillium expansum, 1251 nucleotides. RefSeq lists its product as uncharacterized. The transcript has 2 exons. The coding region runs from base 1 to 1251 and encodes 416 amino acids. Lineage: Eukaryota; Fungi; Ascomycota; Eurotiomycetes; Eurotiales; Aspergillaceae. The record is from RefSeq and is a predicted model, not a curated record.
AUGUCUUCGCGCGAAAAGGGAAGAGGGCGACGGGGAGGAAGAGGUAGAGCACGAGCGACCGAGAUCAGUUCACCAGCACCUCUGGGAGAUAUCAUUGUCACAAUCCAGCACAAUGAAAUUGAAAGUCCGGCACCUGAUCAAGAAGAUGACAUAUCUCGAAUCACAAACAGUCAAUAUCUGACAUCCUACAACUGGCUUGGUGGGGACAAGAGCCGGAUAAUCGUUCCAGGUGAACCGCCAAAGUGGACGCCUCUGUCUAAUCCACGCAAGCUUCAACAAGACAAGGGCAAGUAUUAUCGUGAUCGAAAUGCCGCACAAUUUCCCACUUACCCUCUGGAGCCAAUGGUGCAAGCAAUCCUCGCAGAUAAACCCGAGUUCCCCGUGACCAGUGUGGACAUCAUUGGAUGCGGCAAUACAAUGGGAAACCUGCUACGUUUUGCACGUGGUGAUGGCAAGCCCUUCAGGAUCCUUGUUGAGGUACUCGGCAAGACGGUCUUCUUUAUCAGAAGGGAAAACUCGCCCACCGAAACGAUUCCCGGUAUCCGUGGGUAUGGACAUACUUUCCCGGAAGCAUACACCAGGUGGGGUCCAAAUGUGGACGGUUCCCAGUCCCAUCAACGGGUGGUGGAGUAUGAGUUUGCCGGCAUGCAGUGCUUGGUGCGUUACGAAGCGGAUGGCUUUUUGCCCGACCUGGUUCCGGAUCCCGAGGAAAUCGAAGAAGAUCCCGUUCCCGUUCCCGAUCCCAAGGAGGAGAGUAUCAACCCAGAGGAAAUGUUGCCUUCUAUUGAAGAAAAAAUAACUUCAGAUGUCCCCUCGGUCAGUACUGAAAUGGCAUCGAAGCAGCUCGACAUUGCAAUCCAAGGCCAGCGGAUCCCACAGUGUGCAGUCUUUGACCUAAAGACUCGAUCUCGCAGCAAGAGGACUGUCAAAGUUCUUGAGGAAGAAUUUCCUCGGCUGUGGCUUACACAGACUCCCAACUUCGUUCUCGGCCAUCAUACAUCUGGUCAAUUCAACCAUAUUCGGGUUCAGGACAUGCGAAAUGAUGUCAAGCAGUGGGAGGAGACCCAACAGCCAGCUUUGGGCAAGUUUGCCAGCUUACUCCAAAUGAUCGUUGCAUUCGCUAGGAGCGUGGAUAACGGAAAAAUUGAGAUUGAGCGUAAGGAGGGUGAGCAGGUUUUGAAUCUGAGAGAACAAGGUGGAGCUGUCAAUGGCGUUUUGCCCCCAGCUGUCGCAAGCAAGUGGGAUGUGUAA